GUUCUGCACAGAAGAAGUCGGGCUCGUCCGAGGCCCCGUCAAUGACAGGACAGCCCGGCCCUGGCCACGGGAAGAAGCUGGGUCAUCGAGGCGUAGAUGCCUCUGGAGAGACCACCUACAAGAAGACCACCUCCUCCACGCUGAAGGGGGCCAUCCAGCUGGGCAUCGGCUACACCGUGGGCAACCUGAGCUCCAAGCCCGAGCGGGAUGUGCUCAUGCAGGACUUCUACGUGGUGGAGAGCAUCUUCUUCCCCAGUGAAGGCAGCAACCUCACCCCCGCCCACCACUUCCAGGACUUCCGGUUCAAGACCUACGCGCCCGUGGCCUUCCGCUACUUCCGGGAGCUCUUUGGGAUCCGGCCCGACGACUACUUGUACUCCCUGUGCAACGAGCCUCUCAUUGAGCUGUCCAACCCGGGCGCCAGCGGCUCCCUGUUCUACGUCACCAGUGACGACGAGUUCAUCAUCAAGACCGUCAUGCACAAGGAGGCCGAGUUCCUGCAGAAGCUGCUGCCCGGCUACUACAUGAACCUGAACCAGAACCCGCGGACGCUGCUGCCCAAGUUCUACGGGCUGUACUGCGUGCAGUCGGGGGGCAAGAACAUCCGCGUGGUGGUCAUGAACAAUGUGCUGCCGCGCGUGGUCAAGAUGCACCUCAAGUUCGACCUCAAGGGCUCCACGUACAAGCGGCGGGCCAGCAGGAAGGAGAAGGAGAAGAGCGCGCCCACCUACAAGGACCUGGACUUCAUGCAGGACAUGCCCGAGGGGCUGCUGCUGGACACCGACACCUUCAGCGCCCUGGUCAAGACGCUGCAGCGGGACUGCUUGGUGCUGGAGAGCUUCAAGAUCAUGGACUACAGCCUGCUGCUCGGCGUGCACAACAUCGACCAGCAGGAGCGGGAGCGGCAGGCCGAGGGCGCCCAGGGCAGCGCGGACGAGAAGCGGCCCGUGGGCCAGAAGGCGCUGUACUCCACGGCCAUGGAGUCCAUCCAGGGCGGGGCUGCCCGCGGCGAGGCCAUCGAGAUGGAUGACACGAUGGGCGGCAUCCCUGCCGUGAAUGGCCGCGGGGAGCGGCUGCUGCUGCACGUGGGCAUCAUCGACAUCCUGCAGUCCUACAGGUUCAUCAAGAAGCUGGAGCACACCUGGAAGGCCCUGGUCCACGACGGGGACACGGUGUCCGUCCACCGCCCCAGCUUCUACGCAGAGCGCUUCUUCAAGUUCAUGAGCAACACCGUCUUUCGGAAGAACUCCUCUCUCAAGUCUUCACCUUCCAAGAAGGGCCGAGGGGCCUUGCUGGCCGUGAAGCCCCUGGGGCCCAGUGCCGCCUUCUCCGCCAGCCAGAUCCCCAGUGAGCGGGAGGACGGGCAGUAUGACCUGCGGGGCGCCCGCAGCUACCCCACGCUGGAGGACGAAGGUCGGCCUGACCUCCUGCCCUGCACGCCACCCUCUUUUGAGGAGGCCACCACAGCCUCCAUCGCCACGACCCUGUCAUCCACCUCCCUCUCCAUCCCUGAGCGGUCCCCCUCCGAGUCCUCGGAGCAGCCUCGGUACAGGCGGCGCACGCAGUCCUCUGGACAGGAUGGCCGGCCCCAGCAGGAGCCGCACGUGGAGGAGGACCUGCAGCAGAUCACGGUGCAGGUGGAGCCUGCGUGCGGCGUGGAGAUGGCGGUCCCCAAGGAGGAGGACGCGGGGGUGGAGGCCUCCUUGGCCGGUGCAUCUGCCACCACCGUGGAGGUGGAGACGGCCAGCCAGGCCUCGGAGCCCGCCAGCCAGGCCUCGGACGAGGAGGACACGCCUGCGGCGGACAUCUACUUCUUCACCGAUGGGAGGUACUGGAUUUACUCUCCCCGCCAUCGCCGACUGCGGGCCGUGAUGCCGAGCCCCUCGGGGACUCCCACCGACGAGAGGAGCUGGGUGUACUCCCCGCUUCACUAUAGCGCGCAGGCCCAGCCCGCCCCCGAUGGCGGCGGCGGCGGCAGCGGCAACAACACAUAAUCUCUAUGCAGCCCCCAACCUGGAGCCGAGCGCCCAGAGCGCCCACGCCGCGUGCUGCUCAGAGGCGUCACCUACCCCCGAGGCCUGGAGCCCGGAGACCUGGCCCAACCUCAUCCUCCUUCGUCCUCCGGGGACACUGAUGGCCGAGCCCCUCCCCACCCCGACAGCUCUGGGCCACCUGGCGACCUGGGGCGUGGCGCCUGGCGACCAGCUGCGCCCACAGGACGACGACCCCCAGAGCGUCACCGUGUAUUUAUUUUGGUCCUCGCUCCGCACAGGACGGAAGCACCUGCGUGCUUUUUUAGAGAAAAAAAAAAAGAAACAGGAAGAGACUCCACCGCUGCUCUGCGGCCCAUGUGCUGGCCCGUCUGCCACUCCAGGGACCGGCCCAGCUGCCCAGAGCCCACACUCCAUCUCAGCCCGGCGGCCUGGGAGGAGACCCGUGGCUGAGAGGGCAAAGGCCACUGUCUCUGAGGUCCUGAGGCCACCCGUCCUCACCUGGAAGCAGGAUCCCCCUCCCUCGGCCCAGGUGGGGGCCCUUGCGAGGCACGACAUCCCUCAGCAGUGGCCUUCACACCUGUCUCCAGCCACUAGGAGGGACGGCCCGAGACUGGGCAUCCAGCAAGGAGGUGGCAACCCAGACCUGGCACUGGGCGCCCCUACAGCUGCUCCCUCCUGGCGGAGCCCAGGGCCGGGGCCAGGUGGAGGGGGGACUGGCUGUCCCUGCCCAGCUCACUGGUGCCAGUGGAGAGGACCCCCUGGGGACACACCCCUUCAAAGCAGUGUCCAGCUUUGGGAGGAGAGGCGGCCAGACCUCCGGUCACUGGGCACCACGGCUGGCAUCCCAGUGGGGGCCAGGCUGUGCUCAGGCCUGCGUGGCGCGUCGGGGCAAUGUGCCCCAGGGGGGUGACCCUCUUCAGGGAUGGCCAUGCCUGUCUCCACUGGUCAUCUCCAGCAGGGACACCUGCUCCUAGGGGGACAGUGACCCCAGAGCCCCAUUGGGCAGUCACCUGGGCCCUGCUGUGUCUAGAGGGGCAGGUUGGAGCCACCACUGCCUCCCACAGGACCCCUGGAGGGGCGUGUUGGGGUGGCAGGGCCUCAGUGGGCACAGGGGGAGUGGACCUGCAGCAGAGGCCGCUCUGGCCCUCGCAGGGCAGAACGGCACAGGGACCAGUCCACCCGGGAAUGCGAAAGCCUGACCCAUCGCCUUGUGCCUCCCUGGCUGCUGCUCAGGCCCUCCCGGUCCCCCCUGCAGCAACGGCAGGGCCCCGGUCAUCUCACGACCCUCACCUGGCGGCUGAUGCAGGGGCUCAGAGACCCCAUCAGGAGGGGCCUAUCUGGGGUCCCCAGGACCCGCCUGUCUCUGCCCAAGGAGGGUUUGUUCAGACAGAGCGUCCUUGGCCCUGUGUGCUGUCCCUGACGGUCCCUGCCCUUCCUCGUGAAGGACACCCAGCAGAGAUCGCAAGGGGCAUUUAGGAUCUGGGUGACUCGCAGGCACAGCUGCGUUGUCACUGCACCUGGGUCCCCGGGGCCUGGCGCCGGGAACAGGAGCCGUGGGCACCACCCCUCGUGCAGCCGUGCCGUCCAGGGUGACUUGGCAAGACAGGGAGUGGCUGCUGCAGCCCCUUGGGCCUGGGGAUCAGAGGCCACGGGUGCUGGUGCGGCCACAGCAGGAGAGACUCAGAAGACCCCAUGGACGUCACAGAGUUCCAUUUUUGUGUUAAGUGUCACAAAGAACCCCUUGGAGAUCUGUGUGGUGUGGUGUUUUUUUCCUUUUGGGGACUGUCAAGCGGAUGUUAAAGAGCCCCUCUGAGCUUGUCAAGAGCCAUGUUUGCUUACGAUUUGGGGGGCUGGGGAGCAAAGGCCUGUUUCUGAUGCUGGGUGCACUCCUGGCCUCCUCAGACUCCCCGAGAGGGAGGCACUGGGCUCACCGGCCGCCUCCCCUCCCAGGAGGUCUGUGAAUACUGUCGUGAUCUGCUGCCCGGCUCGGCCUCUGAUGGCUACUACUGCUGCGGCUGUGUCUGGUGUCCGGAUGCAGCUGUGAAUCCUAAAGAACUCGGAGGCCGACAGGGUGGAGACUCCCACAAGUCCUCUUCCAGCCUCUGUCCUUCUAAGCCAUUCCAAUGCGUCCCUGUGCACCCCACACCUGGCUCAGUGCAAUACUCCUGUCCCCAUGGGGUCCCAUGCCAUGGUACUCUCGCCGCAGCCCCUCGGUCCCCACCCCAGGACAACACCCCCCCUUUUUCUCUGGUGGUUGAAAACUGCGUCCCCUGACCCUGCCCCGUCUUGUUUCUAUGGCCGAGCCAAUUCCAAAACAACUGCAAACCUUGUGUGUCUUAACUAUCACCGGGGGUUCCUCGUCCUCAGCCCCUGGGGUCUGGUGUGUGACAAUCCAGAGCAUGGCUUCCCCUGGCACUGACAAGGAGGCCGUGUCCCUCCAACCCAGAGCGCGGGGUGCCUCGGACAGUGCGGCUGCUGCUGGCCCCAGAUAGCACUUGUACGCAGCUCGGGCCCCACCCCCACCACUCCCCCCUUUUUAUGUUGAGGAUAUUCUAAUAAAUCGGGUAUAAACAUCGA
This is a messenger RNA of Ictidomys tridecemlineatus (thirteen-lined ground squirrel), 4571 nucleotides long. NCBI's taxonomy places the organism in Eukaryota, Metazoa, Chordata, Mammalia, Rodentia, Sciuridae. The record is from RefSeq and is a predicted model, not a curated record.